Messenger RNA from Spathaspora passalidarum NRRL Y-27907, 1552 nucleotides. RefSeq names its product Rad10p (gene RAD10). Gene Ontology annotation, biological process: meiotic mismatch repair; nucleotide-excision repair; mitotic recombination. The coding region runs from base 19 to 1047 and encodes 342 amino acids. Gene Ontology annotation, molecular function: single-stranded DNA binding; damaged DNA binding. The transcript has a single exon. The record is from RefSeq and is a predicted model, not a curated record. Gene Ontology annotation, cellular component: nucleus; ERCC4-ERCC1 complex; nucleotide-excision repair factor 1 complex. NCBI's taxonomy places the organism in Eukaryota, Fungi, Ascomycota, Pichiomycetes, Serinales, Debaryomycetaceae.
ACUAAAGAACAAGCACGUAUGAGUGAGCCCAACGACAACGAGAACAAUCCAUCAGAAGACAUCGAUGCUACGUCAUUUGCUAGUAUUCUUGCGGGAGUAAAGCGAAUGAGAGAGCAGUAUGGUGGAGCAAGUGUUACCGAAGCAGUGGAAACUGUGCCAGAGCAAGCAUCAGUACUGGAACCACAACCUGUUUCAAUACCAGAGCCAAGUUCUAUUACAACUCCAAGAACCUCUCCUAUACCAUCUACAAGUUCAAGAACCACAUUGUUGAAACCGACUGCUGAACCUUUACGACCUUAUCAGCAGCCCGCCCCAGUUAAUUCUACUUCUACUUCGAAACAUCUGACCCAUAGAUCGGCAAGCAUCGCAGAAAUACUCGUGAGUAAAUCUCAAACGGGGAAUCCUCUUUUAAAAGAAUCAAUGAUGAAGUUAACACCAUGGAAAUUCGAUUCAACUAUACUAUCGGAUUAUUAUAUCAGUCCUACUUUUCAAAUAUUGUUUCUUUCGUUGAAAUAUUACAAGAUUAAACCCGAAUAUAUAUGGACCAGAUUAAAGAAAUGGAAUAAAGGAACUUCGGUAGUAGCGAGUCAAAGAAUCAACGAUCGUGCAUUACGAAUAUUAUUAGUUGUCGUGGACAUUGACGGACAUCAAGAAGUUCUUCGGAAAUUACUGGAUAUAUGUAUCAAGAAUGAUUUAACUAUGGUAUUAGCAUGGUCAUUUGAAGAAGCUGGCAAUUAUAUAGCCAUGGCGAAACAAUUAGAUAAUGCACCAUCAAAGACAAUUCUGAGCAUUAAAGGAAUUAGAGGUGUUGAUUAUAAUUCGAGUGUGGUCGAAGCAUUCACCGGGAUCAGAUCUGUCAACAAGACUGAUGUUUCUAACCUACUAGCAAAUUGCAAGUCAGUUAAGCAAAUUGUGUUGGAGAGUUGUAAAGAGGAUUCAGAAAAUAUGUUGGCUGAUAUUGGUGGGUUGGGAAGUACAAAGCUACGAAAUCUAAGACAAGUGUUUCUGGAACCUUUUAUUUACAACAAGCAAUAUAACCAGGACUAACUAGUGGCUGUUUGUUGCUGUUGUUGUUUUUCUAAUUCUAUAACUUUUCUCCUUAAUAUUAAGUUGACAGCAUUUAAUAAAUCGUUCUUUUCCACUAGAAUAUCCUUUAAUUUCUUUGCGUCUUGAUCCAACUUCUUGAUCUUGGCUUCAUAUACUGAUUUACCGUCUUGGGCCAGUUUUUCAACAUAGUAUCCAGUACCGAUAUCAACAAGAUAUUCAUUUCGUUUAACAACUUUACCAGGUAUGUAUAACGAACUAGUCAAAGGAAUCAACAAGUCUUCCGAUUUGCCAGCUUCUAAAUUGUCGAUACUGGUUAUGCAUUCUUUUAAUUUGGAUUGGGCUGCUUGUAAGGCUUGAAGGGAUUGGGUGAAGUGGGUCACUUCUUGAUCAAUUGAUUUACGGAAGUCGACCAACUGUUGUGGUGAAAGUUUGUUUAAAUCUAUCUUGUUAGACAUGGUAUGUACUGGAUAUAGUCUGUGUAGGUUGGUGGACUUGAGAUCUGGAU